This is a messenger RNA of Cyphellophora attinorum, 1674 nucleotides long. RefSeq lists its product as uncharacterized. The coding region runs from base 1 to 1674 and encodes 557 amino acids. NCBI's taxonomy places the organism in Eukaryota, Fungi, Ascomycota, Eurotiomycetes, Chaetothyriales, Cyphellophoraceae. Gene Ontology annotation, biological process: carbohydrate metabolic process. The transcript has 2 exons. The record is from RefSeq and is a predicted model, not a curated record.
AUGACAUCCAGGAUCCUGUACAGCCUCGCCUCUUUGCUGGCGAGCACUUGCGUACAUGCGCAGUACAGCCAAACCGAGUUCAAUGGUACCUGUCCCGACUAUGUGGUAUACGCCGGCGAGCACCACGGCCCGUACUCCUCGGGCGCAUACAACUUGUCUUACCAGCGUCCGCCACUGCCAUGUCGAACGUGGAACUCUACAGAGGUUGAAGGUGCUCUCGAGAGCAUGCGCGGCACGAUAGCUGAUGCAGAUCUGUAUCGUCUGUUCGAGAAUUCGUUUCCGAAUCCACUCGAUACUGCCAUCAAAUGGCAUGGUGUGGCUGCUAACAAUAGUGAAGAGGAGCUGACUUUCAUUAUUACUGGUGAUAUCAAUGCCAUGUGGCUACGUGAUUCUGCCAAUCAGCUACAGUCCUACCUGCCUCUCCUCACGGCCAACUCCUCGCAGGAUUCCCUAGCAUCGCUUUUCCGUGGUUGCAUCAAUCUUCAGUCGCGCUACAUCAACACUUCGCCGCAUUGCAACGCCUUCCAACCUCCUGACGAGGCAGGCCUAGGAGUCAGCGAGAAUCCCUACGCCUUGACUGACCGGGUCUUCCCCAGCUAUAGCAAUGAGUCGGUUUUCGAAUGCAAGUAUGAGCUUGACUCGAUCUCGGCCUUCUUGCAAAUCUCCUCGCAGUACUACACCGCUACACAAGAUCUCGACUUCUUCAACCGCUUCCAGUGGGUCGACACUGUCCGGACAGUCCUGAACACAGCAUACGAGUUGCAAAACGGCACAUACGACAAUGAUGGUCGGGUCCUUGACCAGCCGUACACAUUCCAACGUGAAGCUGAUUCCUCAUUCGAAACUCUUGGCAACACAGGUCGCGGAAAUCCCGUCAAAGGCGGCACAGGGCUGGUCCGCUCUGCCUUUCGACCGUCGGACGAUGCGUGUACUUUCCAGCUGUUCAUCCCGGCCAACAUGAUGUUCUCGCACUUCCUGAUGAAGACCGCUUCAAUCAUGGCCCAGCUCAAUCACAGUGACGCCGAGUCGCUCUCCCAGGAAAUGGGCGCUCUAGCGUCGCAGAUCCAGCUCGCGAUCAGCAGGUACGGCAUCGCGCCCACUCAGGCUCCAAACGCGCCUGGAUCGUUCUCAUACAGCGCCACCGGCAACAUGAUAUACGCCUUUGAGGUCGAUGGCUAUGGAUCAAGCAUCCUCAUGGAUGACGCAAACGUCCCGUCGUUGCUUGCUGCGCCCUUCUUCGGAUUCCACCCCUCUGACCCGCUUUAUCAAGCGACUCGUCAGUACGUUCUGUCUGCCCAGAACAGCUACUUCAUGCGCGGACCCGAAAUAUCUGCUGUAGGCGGGCCGCAUCAGUCGUUUGGGAUGGCGUGGCCCAUGGCUAGUAUUGUACGGAUUAUCACGGCGGGUAAUCAUCCUUCGCCUUCGGAACCACUCAUGUAUGGGUCCAACUCCAGCGGGAACACUUUGAGUGAUGCAGCAAAGGCCGAAAUUAGGAACGAGUUGCAGCAGCUAUUGAGUAGCACGGAUGGGUAUGGGCUUAUGCAUGAGAGUGUCAAUUCGUGGAAUAGUAGCGAUUGGACGAGGCAGUGGUUCAGUUGGGCGAAUGGGCUGUUUGGGCAGAUGAUAUUAGGGUUGGAUGGGACGGGGUUGUUGGAGGAGACUUAUCAGCCGUGA